Messenger RNA from Serendipita indica DSM 11827, 1506 nucleotides. NCBI's taxonomy places the organism in Eukaryota, Fungi, Basidiomycota, Agaricomycetes, Sebacinales, Serendipitaceae. The record is from the annotation of a GenBank genome assembly.
AUGCCCAGCAUCAUACAUGUCUCAGGAACCCCAGCAAAAGCAAGAGCCAAAAGAGGUCGCGGUAGAGCCGUUUCCAAGACGCAUGCGCGAAGCAGAUCGCUCGGAGCGUCCUCUUCGGGAGCGGCCACCUCUGAAGCGGAGAGUGAGACGGAAGAUGGGACAUCAAACAUGUCAGAUAACUCCGAAGAAGAUGAAGAAAGAAGAGAAGAUUCCUCUGAUGAGCCCAUGGAGGAUGAAAGCGUCGUUUUCGAUUCUGACCGCGACAAUAAAACAACAGGUCACGCAAAGCACCAGGCCAAAAUCUCACAGAGGACACCAAGAAAGCCACGAAGAGCUGGACCUCCUCCAAAGGAGACGUUUAUCAAUCAGACGGCCUUUGAUGUCUACUUCGCCCACGCCACUGGAAAGUUGUACAAGUCGGACAACUUGAUCUCCUCGCUCAUUGAACCUCUUACUCAAGGAGAGUUCGAUUCCAUCAAAGCACGGAUGGAAGCGAAGAGCGAAGAUCCGUCGCUGAGGAGACUUGCAUCGUCUCACUUUGCCUUUUUCCCACACUAUUGGUUGGAAUUGCAUGCCGGAUACAAUCUGCUAUUCCAUGGCUAUGGCUCCAAGCGAAGCGUCCUGACAGAGUUCGCCAAGGAGUUCUGUGCGUCGAAUGGUCACGUUCUUGUCAUCAACGGUUACAAGAAAGGAGGUGGAUUCAAGACGAUACUCGCUGGCUUGAAUCAGAUACCUGGGUAUUCAGAUUCAACCGUAGCUAGUGCAGGGUGGGAGGACCAGAUUGCGCGAGCCUACGAAUUCUUCAGAAACACGCGACACCCGAGACUAUACAUCAUCGUCCAUAAUAUUGAGUCGCAGGGUUUGAGGGACAACAAAUCUCGCUCCCUCCUUUCGACACUCGCUCUACAUCCACGAAUACAUAUAGUUGCUUCAGCCGAUCACAUAGAUACCGCUGCGUUGUGGUCAUCCGGGGAAAUAUCUGCUCGAAAGCAUCCCACCACUGCAGCAGGGGCAGACAUACCGGUGUCGAGAGGGUACUCCUGGCUUUUCCACGACCUGACUACAUUCCAGCCGUACGUGGAAGAGAUGAAGAGCAGGGAUAUUACUUCUCUGCCUUCCCAAGGGCAGCCAUUACCGGGUGCAUCAAUGACUCAUCAAGCUUUGACGGAACCUGCCAUGGUUCACGUUCUAGCAUCGGUCACAGAAAAAGCGAAACGUCUGUUUCAGCUUCUGGCGACGCGCCAAAUUGCCGCCAUUGAAGAGGGAGGGGAGAGACAGGUUGUGGGCGUAAGCGGGUUGGAGAUGUAUGGAAUGCAGUAUGAUCUGCUUUUCAACGAGGCAAGAAAAGGUUUUAUAGCGACGAGCGAUGUAGCUCUUCGUGCGCUGUUAGGCGAAUUUAUGGACCAUGGAAUGAUCAAGAUAGGCGGUCAGCCAGAAACUCUGUGGAUUCCAGCGACCAAGGAGAUCAUACGAAGAGUGUUGCAGAAUAUCGAAGCUCAAAUCUAG